Messenger RNA from Microbotryum saponariae, 3036 nucleotides. NCBI's taxonomy places the organism in Eukaryota, Fungi, Basidiomycota, Microbotryomycetes, Microbotryales, Microbotryaceae. The record is from the annotation of a GenBank genome assembly.
AUGACUGAGAAUGCGCUUGCAUCGCUCAAGACGAAUGCGCAGAGGCUCGGAGCACGACUCGGGGAGAACUUGGCCGGUCAGUCGAAGCUUACCUUUGUCUCCGUACGGGAAUCAUGGGACUGACAAGGAGGUCCGAUAACACUACGCAGAGCACUCGCGUGACCUGGGCCUGAUUGCAAGUACCCCAUCUCUGCCCGCCGGCUGCCAGCCUCCGUAAUGACGUCGCGCAUCUGUCAGCUGACCCUUCGCUGCGACCUCUCUGCAUUAUACAGGAUGGCUUCGCAAGUGGCAGUGGGGGAGGCUCAGGACGAUAUCUAGAGAAUGGAGCCGUUAUCACCUCUGCGGGGAUCGAGGAGACGAAGAAGAUGCUGGCGUCGAAACGGGAGAGCGAUCGGGUUGACGGACUCAAAAGGGUCAUCGCGGUAAGUUCCGUAUCGUUCGUGGCUUUCAACAUGCUGAGAACUGGUAGCUGAACAUGUUGUCCGAUGUACUUGCAGAUGAUGACUAAAAAACUGCCCGUCUUGGGCUUCUUCCCGCUCGUCACCUCCCUGCUGUCCCCAUCGACACCGCUGCAGGCUCGCACGCUCAUCUCGCUCUACAUCAUCCACUGCGCCAACUCUGCGCCCGAGCUCGCCCUCUUGUCCAUUAACGCCUACCAGAAGGAUCUGUCGGACCCGAAUCCGAUUGUACGCGCCGGCGCCAUCAAAACGCUCUCGUCCAUGAACCUGCCCGACAUUCGUUCGCUCGUCGGCGUUGCUGUUUCCAAAGGGGCACGCGACGGCGCGUGGUACGUCCGCCGAGCCACGGCCGAUGCGGUCGCGACCUUGUGGAGAGCGGACCCGACGACCGAGAACCGCAACCAAUUGCUGCCGACUUUGAUCGUGCUGCUCAACUCGGCGAGCCCGCUGACGAUUGGAUCGGUGUUGUCGGCGUGGGAAGAAAUGUGCCCAACGCGAUGGGAUCUGGUCCACCCGUGUUACCGCAAAUGGUGUCGCAUGCUCGUCGACGUCGAGGAGUGGGGCCAGACCGUUGUCCUACGCGUUCUCUUGCAGUAUGGCCGAUCAUUCUUCCUCGAUCCGGCUCGGAUAGGCAAACUCGACCCGGAUGCCGAACUCUUGCUUAAGGCCUCGGAUGCGCUGUUGCAGCACAUCAACCCUUCGGUCGUGUCGGCGACGAUCAAGGUUCACUACUACCUUGCACCUUCCGAUCGUUUGCCCAAGAUUGUACGACCGCUGCUCCGACUGCUGAGAUCCUCGCCCGAGGUCAAAGCGAUUGUGCUCGAAGAUUGCGCCGUCGUAGCCUCGACGAGACCGGAGCUCCUCGCCGAGCACGUGUCCGAGUUUUACGUGCGUUCCUCUGAGGUGUUGUCGUUGAAGCAGGCUCGUUUGAGAAUCCUCGUGGCCUUGACGAAUCAAACGAACGUGCGCGAGAUCAUGAAGGAACUAUCGGUAAGCGAAAUGAGUGCCACUGUCUGCACUACGCUGUUAACGCUCGGACCCCAUCAAAUUGCCAGAUCUACGUCAAAGAUGGUGACGAGAUGUUUUCCGCGGAUGCUAUCAAGGCCAUAGGCUCGUGCGCUCAGCAGGUACCGGCGGUUUCCGAAGAGUGCCUCCAAACGUUGAUCGAGCUCACCCAGAGCAAACACGGUAAGCUGUCGAGACUCUCCGUUCAGCCGGGUGAAGUCUUCUGACUCUGUUUGAUACCCAACGUACAACAGAAGUCAUCAUCGCGCAGUCGGUCCUCGUCUUGCGAUCACUGUUGAGGUCACCCCAUCUUCCGAGCUCGACUUCUCGUCCAGCCGUCAUCACGCGUCUCGUUGAUUUGCUCGAAGCCGAUCGAAUCAAGACCCCGACAGCUCGCGCGACGAUAUAUUGGCUGGUCGGACAAUUUGUAUCCGACGGCCUCGUGUCGACCGUCGCACCCGAUGUCAUCCGCUUGGGCGCGAUCGGCUUCGCUGAGGAAUCCGAGAUCGCGAAACUGCAAUUGCUCACGCUUUCGGCCAAAUGCGUCGUCGCGUCAACUAUGACGAGCUCGACCCCCUAUUUGCGCGAGUACUCGCUCUUGUUCGAAUACCUGGCGACUUUGGCACGGUAUGAUCUUACCUACGAGGUGCGGGAUCGAGCAAGGUUCUUAAAAGGGGUUCUGGGAGCGGCGGGGCUCGAACGAGCAGAUGCGGGUAAGGCCAGGGUCGGUCUUGGGGAAGAGGACUUUAACAAGGGCGUGAUGGUGGAGGACUUUACGGGGACGAGUGGCGACGCGAAUACCGAGUCGGAGUCGGACAAGGCGAGGACGAUGUCGAAUGAGCAAGCGCGCAAGAUCCUCUUCGAAGGCAAGACGUUCGACGUGGAGCGAGGUGGGUCCUUAGUCCUGACGUGGUUGAGCACGCGUAGCUUGCUGAGUCGACGUUUCCUUUCUACGCGAAUAGACGCGAACGCAGGAGACGGUCCCUUCGACCUAGGAAGCUUCUCUCUAGCCCUACCGACCAAACGUCUGGGCUUCGGGUCGUCAUCGCCGUCUGGCGUCCCUUCGUACCCGACCAAAGUCCCCCCUUCGUCGAUCCGUGAUCCUCCCCCAUCGCUCGACCCCACCCCACCAGGCUCAAGAGGUCAAAGUCGAUCACCAACCCCCCUACGCGGCUUCGGUUCCGACUCCUUGAAGAACUCCGCUCACGAAGGAGCUGCGGUUGUUUUGACCCCGACAAAUUUCGCGAGGUCGGCGAAUGGGGUGGAGGGGGCCACGAGGUCGGGGUCGGUGAGUGGGAUGUUGGGUGGAGCGGGGAUGCAGGCGAGACGGAAGGGUUUUGCGGUUUUGGAGGAUUUCUAUAAGGAUGAGAGUGGGAGUGAGGAGGAGAGUGACGUGGAUGAUGAUGACGACGCCGAGGAGGAUACGGAGGAUGACGAUGAGGAAGAUGAGAAAGGAGACGAGGACGAUGAAGAUGAUGGAGAAGACGUAGAGGGGAGCGAUGAGGAAGAGGUAGCGAUAAGUGACGAGAAAGGUGAAUCGAUAGGGUCCACAGAGAGAGAAGUAAUACCGUGA